GCUUAGACCAUCGCUUGGGUUCUCAAGAACUACUCACUUGUCGGACCCGAGGAAGGCACCAUGAAGACCUUGUCAGUGACCGUGACGUUGGUCCUGCUGGUAGUUCUGCUGGUCCCGGACACCCAGGGUUGGUGGUGGAGCCGCCGGCGCCGGAGCUGUUCCCGGGUGGACUGUGCCUGGGGCGGCUGGGGCGGCUGGAGCGGCUGCACUGCGUCAUGCGGACCGUCAGGGACCCAGAGCCGCAGCAGGGGCGUGUCUCGCCAGGCAAGCUGCGGUGGAAGUGGAUGUAGCGGGCCUUCGUCGGAGACCCGAGCCUGUAACAGGCACUGUUAUAACGACGGCUCCCUCACCUCGUCUGGAUGUAACUGCCCUGCUGGAUACAUCGGUGACUGCUGUGAGACCCAAAUCACUUGCCCUGGGGUGGACCCGCCUGCUAACGGAGCCCGUACCGGCUGUAGCACCUACGGCUGUACCCUCACCUACAGCUGCGAGGAAGGAUACGAACUCAACGGAGUCGAGACACGUACAUGUGGCGGCAGUGGUUCUUGGUCCGAUGAGGCCCCGACAUGUAGCAAGGUGUCGUGUGCGCUCAUCGACCCGCCCGCUAACGGCGCCAUCGUGGGAGGCCGGGCCGUCAGGUUCUACGGCGACAGGAUGACGCUGACCUGUAACUCUGGGUACGAGAUGUCCGGCAGCAGCACCAGGAACUGCCAGGCUGACAGAUCCUGGAGCGGAGAUGAGACCGCUUGUCACCGUGUCUCCUGUGGGGAGUUGAGUGCACCCGAGAACGGUGCUAAGUUCGGGGACAGUUAUCUGUAUGAAGACGUCGUGUCCUUCAGCUGUAACCCCGGAUACGGCCUGCAGGGGAGCGCCGACCGCACCUGCCAGGCCGACCGCACCUGGAGCGGCGAGGAGGCAUCGUGUGCACGCCUGCCGUGCCCCGUGCUUGACGCCCCAGACAACGGCGCUGUAACAGGCGAUCACCUCUUCGGUGACGUGGUCACCUACUCAUGUGACACUGGGUACGAGCUGGAGGGCGUGGCCACCAGGACCUGUCGGGCCGACCAGACGUGGAGUGACGCGCCGUCCGUCUGUAACAAGAUCUGUUGCGGUGAGCCGUCGGUAGAGAACGGUAACGUAGAGGGGACCUACUGCUACCAGGAGACGGUGACCGUGUCGUGUAACGAAGGUUACCGACUGGUGGGGGCCGGGUCGCUGGAGUGCACGGCCACUGGAGCCUGGAACAACGACGUGCCUAUUUGCGAGAGGAUCUGUUGUGACAGCACCAUCGGCAUUGCCAACGGCCAGAUCACUGCUGAGGAGGGUUACUGCUCUGGGAACGUGAUCCAGUUCUCCUGUAACACCGGGUACGAGCUGGUCGGCAACUCCUCGGCCACCUGCCAAUUGGACGAGAGCUGGGACCAAGAGAUUCCGAUUUGUCAGCGUGUGUACUGCGGAGACCCUGGCCACCUGCGCCAUGCCACCAGGGAGCUGGAAGGCAUGUACUACGGCGACGCCGCCUACUUCACGUGUAACACCGGCUUCAUGCUCCAGGGCAAUGGCAAUCUGACCUGCGGCGCCUCUGCCGAGUGGGAGGGCGGGGAACCAACAUGCGAGCCUGAUGGAGACUGCACCUGUGACUCCAUCGCCUCCCCUGCCGGCGGCACUGCCACCUGUAUCGGCGGGACCGUGAACGGUGCGCCCAGCCAGUUCGCCACCAUGACCUGCCCGUCUCCCAAGGCCUACCCGGUGUCUGAGCGCCGAUUCGAGUGUGGGGAGGCCACUGGCUACCUUUGGAUGAUGCGUCAUUUCUUAACACUCACUCUGUCCGAUGUCUUGGAUUGCCAGGAUCAGUCCGCUGUGGCUGGUGCGGUGGAUGUGAGUGGCAUGAUGAUCAGAGCUACGGCCCCAGUGGACGGUACUGCCAUAAUUAGCGCCCUGAAGGAGGGAUUCGCCGCACAGGACGGCUUCUGCCAGAGUCCCUGCAAUGUUGGCGUUGUGACCCUGGCAGCAGAGGAGGCAGCCGACGGUUCUCCCGUGGAAGUCUCCGUCACUGUCCAGGUGUACAUCCUCGGAGACACUGAUGCUUUCUGGAUCACCGUUCCUGAUGACGUCAACGCAGCUUUGAGUACGAAUGCCGACGCCUUGAAGCAGCUUGCCCAGGCCGGCGGAGUUUCCUUCAGCGUGGGCGGGCAGGACUUGGUCCUGGAGGAUGGCGGCUUCAGCACCUCGGACAGCUACAUCACGUGUCCCGAGGGUCACGAGCUGAGCGGAUUUAACUGCUACGAGUGUCCUGCUGGUACCUACUACGACUCGUCGAGUAGCGAGUGUAAGGCUUGUCCGUUCGGCUACUACUCGGACCAGGCCGGUCAGACCAGCUGCACCAUGUGUCCUGACGGGAAGAGCACAUACGGCGAGGGCGCCAAGGAGUGCCAAGUGUACGUGGACUGCUACUGUAUGGACGGCCAGCACCCAUGCACCUUUGAUGCUCAGGAUGGCUGGGUGCGCCACUGUCCGAACGGAUACCAGAGAGAGGAGGACGAAUGCGUUGUUGAGUGUCCCACUGGAUCAAGCCGCUACGGAGCAUCGUGCUUCCAGAUGAACUCUAUGACCGUCCCCUACAGCACAGCUUCGCAAAUCUGUCGCUUCAACGGAGGUGAGAUCGCCCGUGUGAAGGACCAAGGCACCGCGGACUUCAUCAAGGAGCUGGCGGCGGGGAGUGAGGUGUGGAUCGGGCUGGAUGACCAGACUACCGAGGGAGAGUACGUCUGGUUGGCUGACGGCACCGCCAUUGCCGACGGUGACUACACUGCGUGGGCAAGCGGCCAGCCGAGUGAUACUCUGAGUUGGAACGACUGCGUGAAGAUGGACGCUGCAGGAGAGUGGACCACCAACAACUGUAACCACUUCACCGCCUACGUCUGCGAGUUCAACUAGACGUGGAGGAUGUUGAAGUUGUUUUUGCUGUGGUAAUUUCUGUCUUUUUGCGUCCAGUAGUCUGGUUUACUAGUGGCUAAUAGCAUGGUUUAUUGAAAGUGACGGAGGUUUCUCCUAGUUGUAUUACUUGCUUUAGAAUGAAUUAAAAAGUCUUUCCCUUUCUUGCUGUUUCAGAUA
Molecule: messenger RNA, 3114 nt
Organism: Branchiostoma belcheri (Belcher's lancelet)
Lineage: Eukaryota; Metazoa; Chordata; Leptocardii; Amphioxiformes; Branchiostomatidae
Product: sushi, von Willebrand factor type A, EGF and pentraxin domain-containing protein 1-like
Exons: 19
Coding region: 61-2937 (958 amino acids)
Biological process (GO): cell adhesion
Cellular component (GO): membrane
Source: RefSeq, a predicted model, not a curated record